Messenger RNA from Monodelphis domestica (gray short-tailed opossum), 9304 nucleotides. The record is from RefSeq and is a predicted model, not a curated record. NCBI's taxonomy places the organism in Eukaryota, Metazoa, Chordata, Mammalia, Didelphimorphia, Didelphidae.
UGUUCUGUAACAUUUAUUGAAGAAAAGCCUAAUGGGGGAAAAUGUGGUCCCGGUGAACUGCUGCGACCCUUAAUGAAUCUGCAGUCUCUUCGGAGAAUCGCAAGCAGAAAUCCCCAAUGCUAGCGUGUACUUAGUGCUUCAAACAAUAAUUACCUCACCAGAGUGAAAUCACCCGAAGACCAUAAAAGGAUUUGACAGUUUCCCCACGAUCCUUCGCAGAGGCAGUAGCAAGGUUGUGCAGAGAGGGCUGUGGCCACUGAUAACUCCCUCACUCAGCUGCUGAGGAACUCAGAAAAGCCUGCUCCAAACUUUUCAGCUGUUGACAAGCUUGACUUGCUGAGAACACUGGUUAAAUAUAGCCCGAGCGAGCCCAGCUCCACAAAGUCAUUGCUCGAACAGUGUGGGAAGAAGAGAGCAAGAAGAAGGGGAAACCUAAUCUCGGAACCAAACUGCCGGAGCCAAACAACACCUAGCAACAGUUGAAAAAACUUUUAAACAAAAGUCUGGGUGGGAGACUUGAGAGAGGACGACCUCCUGUCUCUGCCGAUUGGGGCUCCAGGGAGACAAAAGUUCAUCUCUCUUCUUUCUUCUGGGUUCUCUGAAUGACUAGCUGCUGAUUAGACCUAAGGGAGUGGGAAAACCCAAUUGCUGUGGAUUUCUUGGGGCAGGAGAGUUUUCUUGGACUUCCAGAUAAUUUGUGCUGUGGGACAAGCCACCAGACUUGCGGAAGAAUAAGCUGUCACUCAUCAAGGAACCUAGAACUCUGCUGUCAGUUUCCUCAUUUGUAAAAUGAUCUGGAGAAGAAAUGGAAAACCACUCCAGUAUCUGCCAAGAAAAGUCCAAAUGAGGUCAUGAAGAGCCAGACAUCACUGAAAACAACCUAAUAACAAAUCGAAUUACAUUGAAUGACCAGAUCUAUACAUAAGUAAGCUAAGUGGAAUGAAAUACAAUUUGGAGGAAGGUGGGAAUGAGAUCCCGAAAUCAAGGUGGUGAAAACUCAUCAAACGGGCACUUCUCCUGCCCUCAACCCUCCACCAUCACCAUUGCUGAAGAUAAAAACUUUCCAGAAGAUGCAAAGAAAAAGAAAAAAACAACUAGAAAGGAGGGUGAUGUCAUGGUUUCAGCAACUGUCAAACGACACUUGAAAACAUCUGGAGAAAGAGACCAGGGAAAUAAGAAAUCCCUAGAGUUAUCCAAAGAAGACCUCAUCCGACUACUCAGUAUAAUGGAGGGAGAAUUGCAGGCCAGGGAAGAUGUGAUCCACAUGCUGAAGACAGAAAAAACCAAACCUGAAGUUUUAGAGGCACACUAUGGAUCUGCAGCACCUGAGAAUGUCCUCCGAGUUCUUCACAGAGAUGCCAUCCUUGCCCAAGAAAAGUCCAUAGGAGAAGAUGUAUAUGAGAAACCAAUUUCAGAGUUGGAUAGACUUGAAGAAAAACAAAGAGAAACCUAUCGGCGCAUGUUGGAACAGCUCCUAUUGGCAGAGAAGUGCCACAGGCGUACUGUUUAUGAACUAGAAAACGAGAAGCACAAGCAUACAGAUUACAUGAACAAAAGUGAUGACUUCACCAACCUCCUGGAACAGGAACGUGAAAGGUUAAAAAAGCUUCUUGAACAGGAGAAGAUCUACCAAGCUCGCAAAGAAAAAGAAAAUGCCAAGAGGCUCAAUAAACUGAGAGAUGAACUGGUCAAACUCAAAUCAUUUGCCCUCAUGCUGGUAGAUGAAAGACAAAUGCACAUUGAACAACUUGGUCUGCAAAGCCAGAAGGUACAAGACCUUACACAGAAGUUAAAAGAAGAGGAAGAGAAGCUAAAAGCUAUUACUUCAAAAUCCAAAGAAGAUAGGCAAAAACUGCUCAAGCUAGAAGUAGACUUUGAACAUAAAUCUUCAAGAUUCUCUCAAGAGCAUGAGGAGAUGAAUGCUAAAUUGGCCAAUCAGGAAUCACACAACAGGCAGCUUCGGCUUAAGCUGGUUGGUUUAACUCGAAGAAUUGAGGAACUAGAAGAAACCAAUAAGAAUCUCCAAAAGGCUGAGGAAGAACUUCAGGAGUUAAGAGAUAAAAUAGCCAAAGGGGAAUGUGGAAACUCCAGCCUUAUGGUGGAAGUAGAAAACCUCCGAAAACGUGUACUGGAAAUGGAGGGCAAAGAUGAGGAGAUUACAAAAACAGAAUCACAAUGUCGAGAAUUGAAGAAGAAGCUGCAAGAAGAAGAACACCACAGCAAGGAGCUCAGACUUGAAGUUGAGAAGUUACAAAAGAGGAUGGCUGAACUGGAAAAGUUGGAAGAGGCUUUCAGCAAGAGCAAAUCAGAAUGCACACAGCUGCACUUAAAUCUAGAAAAAGAAAAAAACUUAACCAAAGACCUGAUAAAUGAAUUGGAAGUGGUGAAAAGUCGGGUUAAAGACCUUGAAUCUUCUGAAAGUCGAUUAGAAAAGGCUGAAUUGAGUUUAAAAGAUGAUCUGACAAAGCUGAAGUCAUUUACUGUGAUGCUGGUCGAUGAAAGGAAAAAUAUGAUGGAAAAAAUAAAACAAGAAGAAAGAAAAGUAGAUGGGCUCAAUAAAAAUUUCAAGGUGGAGCAAGGGAAAGUUAUGGAUGUGACUGAGAAACUAAUUGAUGAAAGUAAGAAGCUGUUAAAACUUAAGUCUGAAAUGGAGGAAAAGGUAUACAGCCUGACAAAGGAGCGAGAUGAGUUAAUGGGAAGAUUGAAAAAUGAAGAGGAAAAAUCCUCAGAGCUGAGUUGUAGUGUUGACCGAUUAAAGAAGAGGCUAGAUGGCAUGGAGGAAGUAGAGCGAGAAAUAACCAGAAGCAGAUCACGAAAAGGACCUGAACUCAACUGCCCAGAAGAUAACAAGAUUAAAGAAUUAACAUUGGAAAUAGAAAGACUGAAAAAGCGUCUCCAACAAUUAGAAGUAGUUGAAGGAGACUUGAUGAAGACAGAGGAUGAGUAUGAUCAACUGGAGCAGAAAUUCAGAACUGAACAGGAUAAGGCUAAUUUCCUCUCUCAACAGCUAGAGGAGAUAAAGCACCAGAUUGCCAAAAAUAAGGCAAUUGAGAAAGGUGAGGCUGUAAGUCAGGAGGCUGAGCUAAGACACCGGUUCCGACUGGAAGAGGCCAAGAGCCGAGAUCUGAAGGCUGAAGUACAAGCUCUGAAAGAGAAGAUUCAUGAAUUAAUGAACAAAGAAGACCAGCUUUCUCAGCUACAGGUGGACUACUCAGUUCUUCAACAAAGGUUUAUGGAGGAAGAAAGCAAGAACCGAAACAUGGGACAGGAAGUCUUAAACUUGACAAAAGAGUUAGAGCUCUCUAAGCGUUAUAGCCGAGCUCUAAGGCCAAGUGUGAAUGGAAGAAGGAUGGUAGAUAUUCCUGUGGCUUCUACUGGAGUGCAAACAGAUGUAAGCAAUGAAGCAGCAGAGGAAGAAACCCCAGCUGUGUUUAUAAGGAAAUCCUUUCAAGAGGAGAAUCAUAUCAUGAGCAAUCUUCGGCAAGUGGGGUUAAAGAAGCCCAUGGAGCGAUCAUCUGUAUUGGAUAGGUAUCCUCCAGCAGCAAAUGAACUUACAAUGAGGAAAUCUUGGAUCCCAUGGAUGAAAAAAAGAGAAAAUGGUCCCCAAACACCUCCAGAGAAAGGGCCUCGAGCCAAUUCCAGCCCAGGAGAGGUGGUUCUUUCCCCAAAGCAGGGCCAACCUCUUCAUAUUCGGGUGACUCCUGAUCAUGAGAACAGCACAGCUACUUUGGAGAUAACUAGUCCAACAUCUGAAGAGUUUUUUUCUAGCACCACUGUCAUUCCUACUUUAGGGAACCAAAAACCACGAAUCACCAUUAUCCCCUCACCAAAUGUCAUGUCUCAGAAAUCAAAAGGAAAUGACACAACACUAGGGCCAGAACGUGCCAUGUCACCAGUUACGAUAACUACGUUCUCCAGAGAGAAGACCCCUGAGGGUGGCAGGGGAACUUUUAUGGAGAGACCCACAUCUCCUAUUCAAAUAAUGACAGUAUCAACAUCUGCUGCACCAGCAGAGAUCUCUGUAUCUCCUGAAUCAAAGGAAAUGCCCAUGGGAAGGACUGUCUUCAAAGUAACUCCAGAAAAACAGGCUGUUCCAACUCCAGUACGAAAAUACAAUUCCAAUGCCAACAUCAUAACUACAGAGGACAACAAAAUUCACAUUCACUUGGGUUCCCAAUUUAAAAGAUCCCCUGGAGCCUCUGCUGAAGGGACAAGUCCACUCAUUACAGUUAGACCAGUCAAUGUGACAGCUGAAAAGGAGGUCACUACUGGCACUGUCCUUCGUUCUCCUAGGAACAACCUUUCCUCAAGGCCUGCAGCAAGCAAAGUUACAAGUACCAUCACUAUAACACCUGCCACCACAUCAUCUACCCGGGGAACCCAGUCAAUGUCGGGACAAGAUGGGUCAUCUCAGCGGCCUACACCCACCCGCAUUCCUAUGUCAAAAGGUAUGAAAGCAGGAAAGGCAGUAGUGGCAGCCCCAGGAGCAGGAAAUCUGACCAAAUUCGAGCCUCGAGCAGAGACUCAGUCUAUGAAAAUAGAACUGAAGAAAUCUUCAGCCAGCAGCACUACCUCUCUUGGAGGGGGGAAGGGCUGAGGGCAGUAUCUAAGGGGAAAGCAUCAUCAUUCAUCAGUUACGGAUGAACUCUAGAUGAAAAAUGAUACCAAGCAUAUACUUUGUUUGUGCAUCUCCUUUGAAUCCCAGGUGGAUGAAUUAAAUUUCUGCAGCCCUUUACCAUCACCAUGGUCUUCUAUGCUACUGAUCACUAAUGGAAAUAAUUUACUUCUUCCAAUGAAUGUUUUUGGGGGUAGAAUUUUAAAGCUUAAAAGUUCCUUGCUAAUAUGGAAAUGAGUAACAAGUGCAAAACAGACUCUGUGCCAACUGAAUUUUAUUCUCCUAUUUGCAAAGCUUUCAGGUCCACUGGCACAUGCUUGUGUUUGUUAUUGUUAUUUGCUAUGUAAUUUAUUUUUUAAAGUAUACUUUGUAAUGUGAUUUUUUUCCAUUUCCAUAGUCAAUGGCACAUGUAUUUGUUGAAUACACUGUCAAUUCCUCAAAGUGUUGAUAUUUUGUUUUCAAAAUUGUAAAGAAAUGUAAUGCCUUUCUUUUUUUCCCUUUUGGUUGAGUUAGGUAUUUUUUAAAGAAAAUAAAAAUUAAUAUUCUGUUCAAUUUCCCAGGGCAAAUUUGUGAGCUAAGACUUUAGAAGCACAAGAUCCUUACAGGGGACUUGCCUUUUUUACAUAGUACUAUAGUUCUGAAAGUGGUUCAUUUAUUAAUAGAUGAUAGCUGUGGAAUGUGUCCCUAUUUCAGAGCUUGAUUUAAAAUAUUUUCCACCAUUUGUGGAAGCUGCUGUUACUUUAAGAGUGUUCUUUGCCAGAACCCCAAAGUUGAUACUAAUCGCACUGGGAAAUGAUACACAUAAUUAAGGUGUAGGAACUUAACCUGACAUUAAUCUGACAUAUUGUAAUUUACAAAGCCAAUAAAGGCAUACCCCACUUCCUAGGUUGUGUGAAGAUAUGAUUUAAGACAGUGUAACAUUAAAAGGGGGAAAGGAGUGUUAAUGCUACUGAGGCUUCAAGAACCAGCUUAAACUAGAUCAUUUCAAACUGUCUGAUUUGCAUUUCAAGGCAACAACUGAACAACAUUACAUGAGGGUUUUUCAAUAUUAUGGUGAGUUUGGUUACACUGCAUUAUUAAUGUUAUUGCAAAAUCACAUUUGUCAGGAUGUGGUUGCACAAGAUAUAAGCCUGUAGUUUCAGACUGACAAUUGAAGUGUUUUCCUACUUGUGGUAUAUAAUUAUAAGCAUAGAUAAGAAGAGACUGUAUGCUGCUAGCAUAGCCAUGGAGCAACAUUUUAAAAAUAUCAGUUUAUCUCUUUUUUAAAUACUUACCUUUUGUUUUAAAAUCAAUACUAAGUAUUGGUUCCAAGGCAGAAGAAUGGUAAGGGCUAGGCAGUUGGGAGUUAAGUGACUUGAUCAGGGUCAUGCAGCUAGUAAGUGUCUGAAGUCAAAUUUGAACACAGGACCUCUCUCAUCUCCAGGCCUGGUUUUCUAUCCACUGAACCACCUCAUUGCUCCCUCAGAUCUUACCCUAAAUGAAAUUUUGUCAAUAAAAAGUGGUCAAGUGUGAUGAAAAAAUUAAGUACAGUUGUUUUUUCCUUGAUGGUUUUAGGGAAGAUAGAUGAUUAUUUUGACAAAUCUUCAUGAACUAAAUUAAAAGCACAGAGAAACAAUUUUUAAAGAUAAAAACAGCAUAUAUUACUGAAAUCUCAUUGUCAGAGCUGCUAUUCAAUUCAGUUUUAUAUGAAAAAUUGCCCCAAAGUUUACUUGAAGUGCUGAUAUUUUUGUUUUUCUUUAACCUUUACCAAUAUUAAAACAUUUUCUGUAGGCCCUAUAACAAAACAAUAUUUUAGAAUAACAUAAAAGGAGAACAAACCUGAUAAAUUAAAUUUUAUCUACACAUAUGUUAUGUAAAUCAUUAAAUAUUAAAGUUAAGGAAAACAUUUUCAGUACUAGAAGGAUAAUGAAAAUCAAUACAAGUAAUACUUUGAUCAGGUUAUUUCUCCAACUUCCAAAGAAUGGAGCCCAUAAUGUAAAUGACUUGAAAGAAGAAGCCCUUGCUAGGUUUGAACAGAAGUGGAAGAAUUUGGAAAUUCUAUGACAAGGACAGAUUUUUCCCUUAUGUAGAUUUAGAGUGUGAAUAGUUGUGCCUUAUAAAAAAACAAGAGAAUCAGGUUUAAUGUGUAUUAUAUUUUCAGGUGGCCAUAUUUUAUAUUUAAAUAAUUUUGAAUUUCAUAAAGAAAAAAAAUAUUACAAUACAUUUGUUCUGACUCAAAUAACAAUGGUAGCAUUACCAUAGUAUAUAAAAUUUUGGAGGCUGGCCAAAAAAAAAAUGUAUAUAUGUGUGAGAUUGUUAGUGUUAUUAUUACAGGGUUUUGUUUUCUAAGAAAGUUGAAUUAUAAUGAAAUUUCAAUUUCAGAAGAACUAUUUACCAUUGUUAAAUCUGGGGUUUAUGAUGAAGUGCCUUAUUCUCAAAUGCCUGUAUCUCUGAUAAAAAAAAAUACUCUACCAUGAAAUUUUGCAUUAGCAGUCAUAAUUUAAUAGCUUUUCCUCUCCUUUCCCAUCCAAUAAAUACCAGAGAUUUGAUGUUGUUUCCAAAUGCUAUGGAUUAAUGAUCAAACGGACAAAAUUUCAAAUACUUUUAAAAUUUUGUCACACAAUAAUGACUUUUAACAGAAAUGCUAAAGAUAAUUUAGAAUAUUUUUUACUGGAAAAUUGUUCUCCUGCUUAUUUAAAAUUGUACUAUGUUAUCCCCAAACAAACAAAAGAAGUUGAGAAUAAAGGAUACAACCAGAGACAAUUUAGAAAUUCAUAUUUCUACACAUUCUGUGUUGAAGGCUUUUGAACACCCAAUUGGAAUCAGAGAGCCAGAGAAAUGAAACCAAACAUAUUAAUUUAAAAUUCAAACAUAUGUAACAACAUUCAGGAUUAGCAAAGAUCAGAAAGUGUUAUGCAGUGAAGCAGAAGAGUAGGAUUCAUAUUUAUGGGAUCUUCGAUUUAAAGAUGGAAGGGUCUUAGAGGUCAUCAGUCUAAUAUAUUCAACCAAAUAAGUCCAUAAAUAUAUCAAACUAUAAUACAUUUAAUAAUUUAAUAUACAGAUUACCUCUAUGCAAUCCCUUUUCCCAUCGCCACCUCUCUAUCUGAUAUGAAUAGUGCCCUUUGCUGCAGUAAUCUUUAUAGGGUACUCCAGGUAAGAUCUGAAUUACGAGCUAUUUAUGAUAAUUCCUUUUAGAAGGGAUAUACAUGUGUGACUCCAAAAUCUUUCCAUUAUUGCUGGCAUAGAAGAGACAAGAGCAAUUCAAGUUGUUGCCAUCCCCAAUGCCUCUUUAGUUCUUGGGUCUGCAGCAGCUCUAGCAGGGCAAGUGAUAUGGGUAGUGGUUGAAAUUCUCAACAGUGGCAGCAUGAAAACAGGAAGAUGAUUGGAAAUAAUGAGGAUAGGUCAGGGCCCUUAUGAAUAUUUGUGCCUCCAUCUGGAACUGUCCUAGGCUCACAAAAUGUUGAUAUCUGUCAUUAGAACCAAAUCCUAAUAAUCUUCAGAUCAGAUGGGGAUGCUUUUAAAAUUGGAUAAUUUUUAAAAGUUCCCCCAAUGUGAUUAUACCAAACUUUUCAGUUCACACCACCAGAAGCCUUUGUCUUAAUAGAAAAAUACUGAUGAAUCAAUCCACUGUCCUACAUAAUUCCUGAUAUAAGUUAUAGGGAGAAAAUAUCCUGAAAGAAUUCCCUAUAUUUAUUUUUAAAAAUUUUAUUGCAAAUAGAUCAAAUUUCAGAAUAAUAACUUACUCACUUGUGAAGAAUUAUGAUAGGACUUGGGGCUUAGGACAAUACCAAUUUGAAAGAAACAUUAACCUGAAUUGAUUAUCUAAUAUAAUAGCUUACACAUAAACAGAGAAACCAAGAUCUGAAAAGAAUUUCACAACCAUCUAAAAGUAUUAUGUUUAUAAGUCAAAGAAGGAAAAAUAAAAAAUAAAAGGCUUUAAUGAACCCACAAAAAUUAGGAUUUAGAAAAAAAUUAAUCUUACUUUUUUAGUCCUUUAAUAUUUGUAUUUCUCAGAUUUUUUUAAGCACUUAGCCCAUAAUUCCAUGUUUUCAUGAAAGCUAUUUUAUUUUACUUUUUACUUAGAAAAAUACUAUAGGUUCAUUAAUUUUGAACUGAAACACUCAGAGUGCCAUAACAUGCUACAUUUAUUCUCCAGUGUUAUUUCUUAUAUAUGUUAUUUGGGAAUUUUAUUGUUUGUAGUUUUGGUUGUUUCAACACUGCAGAUUUAUAAUCUAUAUUUUGGUUUCAAGAAUAUGAUCUAGAUUCUUCCACACAAAGAAGCUUAUAAUCUGAUAAAAUACUUUGUUAGAAUUUGUGGAGAUUUAAUGUACUAUCAACUAAGGAAUACAUUUGAAAAGGUUUGGGAGUAUGUUUUAUUUUCCUAAUAUUUGUAACACAAUGUACACUUAAUAUUACCUCUCUUGAGUUGUAUUAAUUGAGAAGUUUAUCAUUUCCAAGUAAAAUUGGUUAAAUGUAUGCAUUUAUACUUGUCUUUUAUAUGAAUGCAAUAUCCUGCCUUCAAUUCUUCACUGACUAUUGAAUUUAUUUAACUAAUGAAGAUGUUUGGAGUGUUAGUUAUAAAGUCAAGAGUACAGUAGUAAUCUCUCCAGAAUGUGAGAAAAACAAGGUUUGUAAAAUAAAUGCAUUGUGUGAUAUUCCUUUUGAGUUGAAACAUAAACUUCAUAGAAAAUAAAACCAUGUUUUAAAUAA